Molecule: messenger RNA, 3729 nt
Organism: Knipowitschia caucasica
Lineage: Eukaryota; Metazoa; Chordata; Actinopteri; Gobiiformes; Gobiidae
Source: the annotation of a GenBank genome assembly
AUGAGCCGAGUCUACUGUUCCAGCACCAGAGACCCCAAAGACCCCAGAGGUCCCAGAGCACACCUCUGCUACAGCUCCUCUGCUCUCACUGAGGAUCAACCACCGCUCUAUCUGAAGAGGACCAGACUCUCCUCCACCUCCUCCCACUGCACCCACCCAGGACCAGACUCUCCUCCACCUCCUCCCACUGCACCAACCCAGGACCAGACUCUCCUCCACCUCCUCCCACUGCACCCACCCAGGACCAGACUCUCCUCCACCUCCUCUCACUGCACCAACCCAGGACCAGACUCUCCUCCACCUCCUCCCACUGCACCAACCCAGGACCAGACUCUCCUCCACCUCCUCCCACUGCACCAACCCAGGACCAGACUCUCCUCCACCUCCUCUCACUGCACCACCCCAGGACCAGACUCUCCUCCACCUCCUCUCACUGCACCAACCCAGGACCAGACUCUCCUCCACCUCCUCUCACUGCACCAACCCAGGACCAGACUCUCCUCCACCUCCUCUCACUGCACCAACCCAGGACCAGACUCUCCUCCACCUCCUCUCACUGCACCAACCCAGGACCAGACUCUCCUCCACCUCCUCUCACUGCACCAACCCAGGACCAGACUCUCCUCCACCUCCUCUCACUGCACCAACCCAGGACCAGACUCUCCUCCACCUCCUCUCACUGCACCAACCCAGGACCAGACUCUCCUCCACCUCCUCUCACUGCACCAACCCAGGACCAGACUCUCCUCCACCUCCUCUCACUGCACCAACCCAGGACCAGACUCUCCUCCACCUCCUCUCACUGCACCAACCCAGGACCAGACUCUCCUCCACCUCCUCUCACUGCACCAACCCAGGACCAGACUCUCCUCCACCUCCUCUCACUGCACCAACCCAGGACCAGACUCUCCUCCACCUCCUCUCACUGCACCAACCCAGGACCAGACUCUCCUCCACCUCCUCUCACUGCACCAACCCAGGACCAGACUCUCCUCCACCUCCUCUCACUGCACCAACCCAGGACCAGACUCUCCUCCACCUCCUCUCACUGCACCAACCCAGGACCAGACUCUCCUCCACCUCCUCUCACUGCACCAACCCAGGACCAGACUCUCCUCCACCUCCUCUCACUGCACCAACCCAGGACCAGACUCUCCUCCACCUCCUCUCACUGCACCAACCCAGGACCAGACUCUCCUCCACCUCCUCUCACUGCACCAACCCAGGACCAGACUCUCCUCCACCUCCUCUCACUGCACCAACCCAGGACCAGACUCUCCUCCACCUCCUCUCACUGCACCAACCCAGGACCAGACUCUCCUCCACCUCCUCUCACUGCACCAACCCAGGACCAGACUCUCCUCCACCUCCUCUCACUGCACCAACCCAGGACCAGACUCUCCUCCACCUCCUCUCACUGCACCAACCCAGGACCAGACUCUCCUCCACCUCCUCUCACUGCACCAACCCAGGACCAGACUCUCCUCCACCUCCUCUCACUGCACCAACCCAGGACCAGACUCUCCUCCACCUCCUCUCACUGCACCAACCCAGGACCAGACUCUCCUCCACCUCCUCUCACUGCACCAACCCAGGACCAGACUCUCCUCCACCUCCUCUCACUGCACCAACCCAGGACCAGACUCUCCUCCACCUCCUCUCACUGCACCAACCCAGGACCAGACUCUCCUCCACCUCCUCUCACUGCACCAACCCAGGACCAGACUCUCCUCCACCUCCUCUCACUGCACCAACCCAGGACCAGACUCUCCUCCACCUCCUCUCACUGCACCAACCCAGGACCAGACUCUCCUCCACCUCCUCUCACUGCACCAACCCAGGACCAGACUCUCCUCCACCUCCUCUCACUGCACCAACCCAGGACCAGACUCUCCUCCACCUCCUCUCACUGCACCAACCCAGGACCAGACUCUCCUCCACCUCCUCUCACUGCACCAACCCAGGACCAGACUCUCCUCCACCUCCUCUCACUGCACCAACCCAGGACCAGACUCUCCUCCACCUCCUCUCACUGCACCAACCCAGGACCAGACUCUCCUCCACCUCCUCUCACUGCACCAACCCAGGACCAGACUCUCCUCCACCUCCUCUCACUGCACCAACCCAGGACCAGACUCUCCUCCACCUCCUCUCACUGCACCAACCCAGGACCAGACUCUCCUCCACCUCCUCUCACUGCACCAACCCAGGACCAGACUCUCCUCCACCUCCUCUCACUGCACCAACCCAGGACCAGACUCUCCUCCACCUCCUCUCACUGCACCAACCCAGGACCAGACUCUCCUCACCUCUCCUCUCACUGCACCAACCCAGGACCAGACUCUCCUCCACCUCCUCUCACUGCACCAACCCAGGACCAGACUCUCCUCCACCUCCUCUCACUGCACCAACCCAGGACCAGACUCUCCUCCACCUCCUCUCACUGCACCAACCCAGGACCAGACUCUCCUCCACCUCCUCUCACUGCACCAACCCAGGACCAGACUCUCCUCCACCUCCUCUCACUGCACCAACCCAGGACCAGACUCUCCUCCACCUCCUCUCACUGCACCAACCCAGGACCAGACUCUCCUCCACCUCCUCUCACUGCACCAACCCAGGACCAGACUCUCCUCCACCUCCUCUCACUGCACCAACCCAGGACCAGACUCUCCUCCACCUCCUCUCACUGCACCAACCCAGGACCAGACUCUCCUCCACCUCCUCUCACUGCACCAACCCAGGACCAGACUCUCCUCCACCUCCUCUCACUGCACCAACCCAGGACCAGACUCUCCUCCACCACUCCUCACUGCACCAACCCAGGACCAGACUCUCCUCCACCUCCUCUCACUGCACCAACCCAGGACCAGACUCUCCUCCACCUCCUCUCACUGCACCAACCCAGGACCAGACUCUCCUCCACCUCCUCUCACUGCACCAACCCAGGACCAGACUCUCCUCCACCUCCUCUCACUGCACCAACCCAGGACCAGACUCUCCUCCACCUCCUCUCACUGCACCAACCCAGGACCAGACUCUCCUCCACCUCCUCCACUGCACCAACCCAGGACCAGACUCUCCUCCACCUCCUCCCACUGCACCAACCCAGGACCAGACUCUCCUCCACCUCCUCUCACUGCACCACCCAGGACCAAACUCUCCUCCACCUCCUCUCACUGCACCAACCCAGGACCAGACUCUCCUCCACCUCCUCUCACUGCACCAACCCAGGACCAGACUCUCCUCCACCUCCUCCCACUGCACCAACCCAGGACCAGACUCUCCUCCACCUCCUCCCACUGCACCAACCCAGGACCAGACUCUCCUCCACCUCCUCUCACUGCACCAACCCAGGACCAGACUCUCCUCCACCUCCUCUCACUGCACCAACCCAGGACCAGACUCUCCUCCACCUCCUCUCACUGCACCAACCCAGGACCAGACUCUCCUCCACCUCCUCUCACUGCACCAACCCAGGACCAGACUCUCCUCCACCUCCUCUCACUGCACCAACCCAGGACCAGACUCUCCUCCACCUCCUCCCACUGCACCAACCCAGGACCAGACUCUCCUCCACCUCCUCUCACUGCACCAACCCAGGACCAGACUCUCCUCCACCUCCUCCCACUGCACCAACCCAGGACCAGACUCUCCUCCACCUCCUCUCACUGCACCAACCCAGGACCAGACUCUGGACCCUGGGAGACAGGGCCUUUCAGGCAGUAG